GCUUAUUGUAGUCACAAAGUCUCUUCACCAUUGAUUUUUUAUGUGUCUUGGGAUUGUUUAUACUGAUCGUGAACUAAUCAGCAUGGCAAAAUGUCUGAUAUAUCUUAUGUGUUUCCUUAUACUGGUAUACAUGGCCCUUGGAAAUGGCGAACUGCAGGACAUUGGCACUAACACCACCGCCCUGCCGACAACCGCCGAGUGGAGCGGACUAUCAACCAUCUCCCUCGGUGCCACGCCCCAUGAACUGGUCACCACCACAACACGGACCAUCGAGAUCGGAUCGGCAGCACCACUUCCGGUCAACGGCACUAACAACUUCACGGAACCAUCCCCGGUCACCAAUCCCCAGCAGAAAGUGCCCAGCGAUAUUCAGUCCGUCCUGACACCAAAAAAUCCCGAACUGCGCCGCUUUCAGCGUGCGGCAGCAUGGCGCCGCGGAGGACGCCGGACUAAACGGCAAUUUGGUUUCCCGGGUUUUAGCGGGGGAUUUGAAGGCGGGUUGGGAGGAUUUGGAGGAGGACUGGGAGGUCUUGGAGGAGGUUUUGGAGGGGGAUUCGGCGGUGGCUUGGGCGGGCUUGGAGGUUUCGGUGGUGGAUUAGGUGGGGGAUUCGGUGGAUUAAGUGGUGGGUUUGGUGGAUUGGGUGGCGGCGGGGGCGUGGUGGAUACAGUGGAUGCGACGGACGCUAUUGGUGGAUUUGGGGGUUUCGGUGGCGGAUUAGGCGGGGGAUUCGGUGGAUUAGGUGGCGGCGGGGGCGUGGUGGAUACGAUGGAUGUCACGGAUGCCAUUGGUGGGUUUGGUGGGAUGGGCGGAGGCUUCGGGGGCUUCGGGGGUAGCGGCGCCGUGGAUUCCCUGUCGUCAACGGAUAUGGCGGGAGGUUUUGGUGAUUUUGGUGGCGGAUUCGGUGGCGGUGGUUUCGGGGGUUUUGGUGAUUAUUAAUUGCAAAAUAUGUAUAGAAGUAUUAUGUUUUAUAUAUUCUGUAGUAUUCGCUUUAUGUACACUUCUGUUUAAGCUGUAAAUAUUGUUGAUAGAUAUACUGUACAUUUCCAUGUAUUGUAUUGGCAUUUCCACAAUUCCAUGUACUGAAAAUUGCACAUGUUGUUUUAAUUUUAAAGGCGUCGUAUUAUUGUUAACACUGCCACAGAUUUGUGAUGAAAACUUAAUGGAGGUUAAAAGUAAAAUCGGAAUUUAGUAA
This is a messenger RNA of Paramacrobiotus metropolitanus, 1193 nucleotides long. RefSeq lists its product as uncharacterized. The transcript has 2 exons. Bases 41 to 937 code for a protein of 298 amino acids. The record is from RefSeq and is a predicted model, not a curated record. Lineage: Eukaryota; Metazoa; Tardigrada; Eutardigrada; Parachela; Macrobiotidae.